AUGGAGUUCGAGAAAUGUUAUGAGUCGUCAAAAGCUGUGGUGAGUAUGCUGCUGGUGCAAGCGUUCGCUACCGGAUUGCAAGUUCUUUGUAAGGUCAUUUUAAAUGAUGGGACCUUCGUUUUCGCUCUCAUGGCUUAUCGUCACGCGGUCGGGGCGAGGUUUGUGUUGCCCCCUUCUCUCUACCAUUGCAGAGGCAACACAACAAAGCUAAGAUUGAAGGUGUGGAUUUGGCUCUUCAUUAGCGCAUUGACCGGAAUAUCAUUGUCUAUGGGGCUGUACUACUACGGUCUCCGAGAUACAACAGCAACAUACGCUACCAACUUCUUGAACACGAUCCCGGUCGUCACCUUCGUCUUUUGCAUCAUUCUAAGAGUGGAGUCAUUGAGGUUAAACACCAGGGCAGGAAAAGUGAAGACAGCAGGAGCAAUACUCUGCGUCGCUGGCGCGCUAACCACUGUAUUCUACCAAGGAAAACCAUUCCACGUGAAUCAUCAACACUCUCGCCCUCACGCGAUCCCUAAGAACAUUCCGUCUAAUUGGACGAGAGGCGCGCUAAUGCUGAUCGGAAGCUGCCUAUGGUAUGGUGUCUGGUUCAUAGUGCAGGUGUGCACACCACCUUCCUACUUUUUCUGCAAAUAA
Syzygium oleosum is the source of this 639-nucleotide messenger RNA. RefSeq names its product protein WALLS ARE THIN 1-like. Gene Ontology annotation, cellular component: plasma membrane. The transcript has 4 exons. NCBI's taxonomy places the organism in Eukaryota, Viridiplantae, Streptophyta, Magnoliopsida, Myrtales, Myrtaceae. Gene Ontology annotation, molecular function: transmembrane transporter activity. The coding region runs from base 1 to 639 and encodes 212 amino acids. The record is from RefSeq and is a predicted model, not a curated record.